Molecule: messenger RNA, 3063 nt
Organism: Sitodiplosis mosellana (orange wheat blossom midge)
Lineage: Eukaryota; Metazoa; Arthropoda; Insecta; Diptera; Cecidomyiidae
Product: solute carrier family 22 member 13-like
Exons: 6
Coding region: 915-2924 (669 amino acids)
Biological process (GO): transmembrane transport
Cellular component (GO): membrane
Molecular function (GO): transmembrane transporter activity
Source: RefSeq, a predicted model, not a curated record
AGUUUGGGCACUGACAGAGUCUUAACCAAUUGGUGGCUAAGCACACACGCAACAUUCGGUGGUCAGUUUGGUGUGUGUACUUGCUUCUUUUUUUUGCUUUCGUACAUCACAGUCUAACCAUUUACGUCUAUUUAGCUGUAAUCGUUUCGAGGUAUCGUAAAUAUGCAUGGCUUCAAUGUGGUUCGACUUUUUUGGUUCUGCGUUUUGCAUUCUACAACCUUGGCGCUGUACCCUGUUCUGUAAGCAUACAUCAAUCUGGAUCACUUGUUGUAUAUCAAAACAAUCACUUGAACUUGAAAUUCACUCGUACAGCCCAAUACGUACGUAUGCACUUCAAUUCUAAAUGCUCGUCGUCAUUCUGGUCGAAGCGAUACUUUGUUUCAAUUUCCCGUUGUGAUUCAGUUUGAAAUUCGUUCCCACUCUUCGUGCAUUGUUCUUGCUUAUACAGUACACGUUGCUUACACGCUUCAUACUUACACAUAAUCGCAAGAAACACAACGAUUGCGCUUACGCGAAUAAGCUAAGCAGCACGGUUCAGCAAAUACCCUCAACGGCCCACUGCUAUAAUAUAUAUAAAAUACGAUUUUCCGUUUAUUUUUUCUUUGAUUCUUAAAGAAGCAGCGCGCGCACAACUCAAAAUCAUUUCAUCCGUUCGACAGGUUUACACCUCAAUCAUAGAUUAGUUUCGUUAUUUUUUUUUUACUUCAAAGUUUAGAACAAAUCGACGACAAUAAAUUAUAAACGCGUACAAACGCGCGCGAGGUGAUCCGUUGAAUGCUGUGGUAUCUUUCAGCAGCGAGUACAAAUGUAGUGUUUAAAAUUAAUUACCAAUAAAUCAUUCGGUUGAUCACUCGCGCGUGAUAAUAAUACAACUGCAAGAAUAUACGAAAUUUGAACAAUUAGUGCAAGAAACAAUGGCGCCAACGCCAGAAACAUUCGGACCAGUAGUUCCAAUACCGAAUGACAAUGCAAGUAAUACGGGCUCACCGAAGAAUCACUAUAGAAAUAAAGCAUUUGUUCAAGAUGAAGUGCUGGAUAGCACAGCAUCGCCACCAGUAUCAGCACAAGUAAACGGUUUGAUGCAACAAAACCGGUCAAAUGCCGAAAACAUAUCGGAUACAUUGGAUUUCGAUGAUAUUUUGCCACACAUUGGUGAAUUUGGCACUUAUCAGAAAAUCCUCUUCUUCCUAAUGAUCCCAUUCGCAUUUUUCGUUGCAUUCGUGUAUUUUUCACAAAUUUUCAUUACACUUGUACCAGAAAAGCAUUGGUGUCGAAUCUUUGAACUAGAGCAUUUACCCACCGAACAACGAUUGUUAUUGGGUAUUCCACUAGAUGAAAGUAGUAUUAAUGGCCAUAGUAGGUGCUCCAUGUAUGCGGUGAAUUUCACACAAAUUCUGGCCGAUGGCGUUACAAAAGCUGAUCCCAAUUGGCCGACAGUGCCAUGCCAAAAUGGAUGGGAAUUCGAUAAGGAGGAGCUACCGUAUACAACUAUUUCUACGGAGCUCGAAUGGGUGUGUGAUAAGGCAGCAUUGCCGUCGUUUGCUCAGUCAAUAUUUUUCUGCGGUGCCAUUGUAGGAGGUCUUUUAUUUGGGGUGAUUGCCGAUCGGUAUGGUCGAAUACCGGCAUUGGUUGGAACUAAUAUGCUUGGAUUUAUCGGUGGAAUCGCAACAGCCUAUUCGUUUGAUUUUAUCUCAUUUGCUUUUUUCCGUUUUAUCGUCGGGUUUGCAUUUGAUAAUUGUUUUACUAUGAUGUAUAUUCUAGUGUUGGAAUAUGUUGGUCCAAAGUGGCGUACAUUUGUUGCGAAUAUGUCGAUAGCGAUAUUCUUCACGAUUGCUGCAUGCAUGUUGCCAUGGAUUGCGAUAUUCCUUAAAAAUUGGCAAUUAUUAGCGAUAGUCACAUCGGUCCCAUUGGGUUUAUCACUAUUGACGCCAUGGCUUGUGCCCGAAUCGGCCAGAUGGUUGGUUUCGCAGGGUAAAAUAAAAAAAGCCGUUAAAAUUCUUCGGAAAUUCGAGAGGAUCAAUCGCACCGAAGUGAAACCAGACAUUUACGAUCGAUUCGAAAAGAGUUGUACGCGACUACACAAAGAAGAAACGGCCAACAGCAAUUAUUCAACGAUUGAUUUAUUCCGAAAGCCACGCCUAAGACAAAUCACUAUGCUAUUAAUUGUUAUUUGGAUGGCAAUAUCGCUGGCUUUUGAUGGACAUGUGCGAAAUGUUGGCGCCUUAGGCUUAGAUGUUUUUAUCACAUUCACGAUUGCAGCAGCCACUGAAAUGCCAGCCGAUGUUCUGCUAACAUUUACGUUAGAUAUUGUGGGUAGACGUUGGUACGCUUUUGGCUCAAUGGUUUUGAGUGGCAUUUUCAGUUUAUUAUCAACAAUAUUCCCGAUUGGCAUAUAUUCGGCACUGAUGGCGAUCAUUGGCCGGUUCUGGAUUAACAUCUCGUAUAACAUUGGACUGCAAUAUGUAGCUGAAGUACUUCCGACCGUUGUCAGGGCACAAGGAGUCACAUUCAUUCACAUUAUGGGCUAUGUGUCCAGUAUUAUUGCACCAUUCGUCGUCUACUUGAGCUACAUUCAUCUCACGUUACCGCUCAUUAUUUUGGGUGUAAUCGGCAUCUUUGGCGGUAUACUAUGCCUAUUCCUGCCCGAAACACUCGACGAAGAAUUGCCACAAACUCUCGAAGAUGGCGAAAAGUUCGGAAUGAACCAACGCUUUUGGGAUAUUCCAUGUUUCAAAAGAAAAGUCAAGGAUGAACCAGACACUUGCGGCUUUGAACGAGCCACAUCCAGAAUAUCGGUUGGUGCGUCUUUGCGCGCUUCAUCCCGUGCCGAAAUCGGUUCGAAUUUACUUCAUCGAUCCGUCAGCAUUCGACGGUCGACGAAAGCCACACAAUGCCCGCCACUUGAAGGUCUCCCAAGCAACUAACUCUGUAAACACACAUUUUAUUUAUAUUACAAAUAUAUAUUUUUAUAUUAAUUUGAUUUUUUUUAAUAACAAAUAGUGUGAUAAUAAACCACCUGUUGUGGGUUUCAUAUUCAAUUAAAUCUUGUGUUUACUUUUUGCU